AUGUUUCAGAUUUUGGCUUCAUAUCUGCGCCUGUCCUCCACUUCUUGCUUCUCGCACCAUUUCCGCUUCACCUUCUCCUCGGGGCAGAAAUCGCGGCAGUUUCGAUCGCCUACUAAGAGCGUAUGUAACUCGACGGUCCCACCGGCUCCGAGAUUUUCGAGAUUGGCGAGAUUCACGAAAUUCAAGAAAUUCGCGAGUGGCGACCGGGUCGCAAACAAUUCAACCACGUUCCUCUUCGAACAAUCCUUGCUGCCGCAAUCGCCGUGCCUGCCGCAGCAGCACCAGCCUUCCAGUCGUCGCUCGCGCGUUCGACAAGCCACCGCAGUGACUACGAGGUCUUCUUCUGAUCCGAUCGCCACGUCAGCAGAUCCCGCCACGUCAGCAGCAGCGCCCGCCAUGGUGGUGACGGCGAUUCAGGAGACGAGCGCGGACGGCGCGUAUAAGCGCACGCCCUCCGCCUUCCGCAGCGUCAUUACCGCGGAUGGGUCGAGCGGAUUCCCCGCCGUUGCCGGCAGGUACCACCUGUACCACCUGUACGUGAGCUACGCGUGCCCCUGGGCGUGUCGCUGCCUCAUGGCGCUCAAGCUCAAGGGGCUCGAGGACGCCAUUUCCGUCACUGUGGUGGAGCCUGUAUGGAAACGCACGAGGGAGGGGGACGACCACGUGGGCUGGCAGUUCGUGGCGCCGGGAGGGGAGGCGGAGGUGGCAGGGGCAGAGAGCGACCCUCUUAACGGAGCUCUCUUCCUGAGGGACGUGUAUGAGAAGGCGGACCCGUGUGCUGCCAAGUUCAUUGUCCCUGUCCUGUGGGACAAGCAAACAAGCACCAUAGUGAACAACGAGAGUGCGGAGAUCGUGCGAAUGCUCAACUCGGAAUUCAACGCCAUAGCCAAGCACCCUCAGGUGGACCUUUACCCGCCCCACCUGCGAGCAGCAAUCGAUGAGGUGAACGAGUGGGUGUAUCCGGCAAUCAACAACGGCGUGUAUCGCUGCGGCUUUGCCAAGAAGCAAGGCCCAUAUGAAGAGGCGUUCAAGGAGCUCUUUGCUGCUCUCGAUCGCUGUGAGGACAUCUUGUCUCGCCAGCGCUACAUUGCAGGAGACACUUUCACAGAGGCUGACAUUCGCCUGUUUGUCACUCUCAUUCGAUUCGACGAGGGUAUUGAUUACACUGCGCCGCACGAUAGGCACAGGCUGCCCCGUGUUGCUCUGCCUUGUGGAAAUGAAAAAGCAGCUUUUUCUCCCGCAGUGUCGUCCGCAGUGUCCUCCGCAGAGUCGCGCGCAGUGGAUCCCGCAGUGUCGCCUAAAGACACCCAUGUGAGCCACAGCUGGGCGUUCUCGGUGCCCCGUCAACAGCGGCGCCAACUGCGGCGCCAUCUGCUACGUUUCCUUCCUACCCUUUUCCAGGUACGAUUGAGCCCCCGCGAAAUGCGGGAAGGCGCUUCCUCUCCGCAGCUCAUCCCCCUCCUCUCCCCAAUACCCUAUCCACUCUCCCCUUUUCCCAAUCCCCUCCCCCUUUACUCCCCUUCACCCAAUCCCCUCUCCUCUUAUAAUCAAUCCUCUAUCCUUUCCUACCCAAACCCCUCUCCCCCCUAUCCAGUCCCCUCCCUCCUAUCCAGUACCCCUCUUCCCCCUACCCAUCCAUUUCUCCCCCCAUAUUCCCCACUAACCACUCCCCUAUCAUUCCAACGCAUAAAUGGAGUUCUGCCCCACGUGUGCCAACAUGCUGCUGGUGGAGCAGGCGCACAUGGGGCGAGAGGCGCGAUUCUCUCACCUGCUUCCCAAUCCUUUCCUUCUACUUCCCCUUGUGCUAUCAACGCAACAGCGCGUCUAGAUGGAGUUCUGCCCCACGUGUGCCAACAUGCUGCUGGUGGAGCAGGCACACAUGGGGCGAGAGGCGAGGUUCUUCUGUCAGACGUGCCCCUAUGUCUAUGGCAUCACCAGGAAGAUUUCAAGGCGCCAACUGGUGGUGCAAAAGGAGGUGGAUGA
Molecule: messenger RNA, 1983 nt
Organism: Closterium sp. Naga37s-1
Lineage: Eukaryota; Viridiplantae; Streptophyta; Zygnematophyceae; Desmidiales; Closteriaceae
Source: the annotation of a GenBank genome assembly